UUCCAUAAAUACCAAAAGAUAAAAAGACAGGUGGAAGGGACAAAGUGAAAAUUGAAAUCUUAGAACUCGUGUUUUUGCAUUUUAUGGUUUAGUAUGAUGUAUGUUCGGCUCAUAUUCGCUUUAUAUGCUCGAUUAAAAUGUAUAUGGUUGAUUAAAGUCUAUACAAUUUAAUCUGAAACCAAUUUAGAAUCGAAAAUUUUCAAAAUCAAUUCAAGACCAAAAAAUUUGAUUCCAUUCUCCAUUUAACCACAGUUCUAUUAGUUAAAUGGCCCUAACAAAGUACACAGGCAAUGAAUUGACAUAAAGUGAAGUAGAUUCAUCCGUGAGAUGGUUCACAAUAUAUUGGUAUCAGAUCGGCUGAAUUGGUCAGAUCAUAGAGAUAUUGGCCAGGAUCACCACCCAUUUUAUGAUCUCAUAUCGAUACAAACCAAGAGUAUAUCCAUCCAAUCAAUACAGAUCGAUCCUGAUUGGUAUCAACUGAGACCGAUAUUGAAUCACGUGUAUAAAAGCAUCCAAGGACAACCAAAUUAUGACUUGGUUAUAAGUUACCAUGCAACCACCACCAAUAGCUAUUUAUACAAAAGGAGCAUCACAUGGGCAUAGGCAUAGCUCAUCUUGGACCUUAAUUGCCUGUUUGUGUUUGUGAACAGAAACCACUUCAAAAGGAGUAUUAGAAUCUUCAAUUUCUCAAGCUCACCAACUCUUUUUGCCAUUUUUUUGAAACAUCCCUCUUGCAAUCCUGUACUCAGAAAACAACUACUAUAAAUCUUCCACAUGGAAACUUUAAAUUCAGUUCUGGGUAGUUACUAGUUACCAUUUGAUACAUCAGUACCUCACCAGACUCACCCACCCAUGGUUCAUGGCCAUGGCCAUCAUCUAUAUAUGCCUCCUGCCAAUCCCUGCAAUCUUCACAUUUCACUAAGGAUGGAAAUGCAGCAACCCUCUCUAAACCUGGCUCUUCUUCUAUCUCUGCUUGCUUCCCUCAUCUCUCAAAUAAUUCAAAAAGGCAUUGCAGCACCUUCCAAUUCCACAGUACCAGCAAUACUAGUGUUCGGAGAUUCGAUCGUGGAUACUGGCAACAACAACUAUAUACCCUCAGUGGCUAAGUGCAAUUUUCCUCCUUAUGGCAGAGAUUUCAUGGGAGGAAUCCCAACUGGUAGGUUCAGCAAUGGAAAGGUCCCCUCUGACCUCAUAGCUGAAGGAUUGGGGAUUAAGGAGCUGUUGCCGCCAUAUUUAGACCCAACUCUCAACCUGCAAGACCUCCUCACUGGCGUAAACUUUGCCUCAGGUGGUGGAGGUUAUGAUCCUCUCACAUCGAAUGUAGCGACGGCUAUGCCAUUAAAGGCGCAGUUCAAGAUGUUUGAAGAUUAUGUAGAGAAGGUGAAGAGUGGGAUUGGUGAGGAGAAAAGCAGGAGAAUUGUAUCAGAAAGCCUAUAUGUGGUGUGUACAGGGACCAAUGACAUUUCAACUACUUACUUCCCUACUCCUCUUAGGAAACUGCACUACAACAUAUCCUCUUACACUGAUCUUAUGCUCCAAUUUGCUUCUACUUUCAUUCAGGAACUGUACAGAGUAGGAGCACGAAAGAUUGCUGUUAUUAGCCUCCCACCAAUUGGAUGUGUGCCAUCCCAGAGAACAUUAGGAGGGGGAAAAGAUAGAUUAUGUGUAGAAAAUUACAACAAAGUAGCCAUGCACUUCAACUCUAAGCUGUCCUCCCAACUAAAUUUGCUAAAUAAUAAGCUCCCACAAUCGACAUUACUCUACAUCGAUAUCUACAAACCUGUGCUUGAUCUCAUCCAAAAUCCUUACACAUAUGGAUUUGAAGUGGCAACUAAAGGAUGCUGUGGCACUGGAGAAAUAGAAGCAGCAAAUAUGCUGUGCGAUGGAAACCCAUUUACAUGUUCAGACACCUCCAAGUACAUAUUCUGGGACAGUUACCAUCCCACAGAGAAAGCUUACAAGGUCAUCAACAAUCCAAUUGUCAAAUACCUCAACAGCCACUUAUGAAGCACAUCCUGUUACUGUUGGAAUUUAAGUUUCAAACUAUGGUUAAAUUUGUCUUUUCAAAUGGUCCUUUUGAAAUUUCAGCUUUCCCUCCCAAGAUUGUUUUUUCUAUUUUGUUUUAGCACUUGUGGAGUUGUAAUGAGCUAAAACUUCUCACAAAGUUUAGUCCCACGUUGGUUAGAGAUGAAAGAAAACUUGGACAUAUAUAUGAGAAUGUUUGUUAAAGGUGCAAA
Macadamia integrifolia is the source of this 2237-nucleotide messenger RNA. RefSeq names its product GDSL esterase/lipase At3g14820-like. Gene Ontology annotation, biological process: lipid metabolic process. The coding region runs from base 853 to 2007 and encodes 384 amino acids. Gene Ontology annotation, molecular function: lipase activity. The transcript is spliced from 5 exons. NCBI's taxonomy places the organism in Eukaryota, Viridiplantae, Streptophyta, Magnoliopsida, Proteales, Proteaceae. The record is from RefSeq and is a predicted model, not a curated record.